Molecule: messenger RNA, 1377 nt
Organism: Rodentolepis nana
Lineage: Eukaryota; Metazoa; Platyhelminthes; Cestoda; Cyclophyllidea; Hymenolepididae
Source: the annotation of a GenBank genome assembly
AUGGGCGAAUGUCACGAUCGGUCUUUUAAUAUUCUCGAUUCUGCUCAUCAGCUGAUGUCUCCGCUUCGUCAAACACGUCGCCAAAUAAAUGUUCAAUCAAGACACCCUAUUGUGGGCCAGUAUGACUUUCGUUUAGAUCUUAAAGACACCCAAUUAACCAAAGAAUACAAACUCUACAGUGGAUCAAACGGCAAACGAGUUCUUUUUGUCAAUCGGGAUAGACCUUUCGUAUUGCGCAUCCUGUUUCGGUUACCUCUGACGCCUUCUAACCUUUGGAUCCGUAUUAUUCCAUUGUUCACUUCGCCUUCAAGGCGUAAUGAAGCAGUACUGAGAUGUGCUAACCAUACCUGCCAAUCAGUGGCCAAAUCUCCGGCUGCCUCUGUCGCGUGUCCUGUGGAAUCGUCACAUUGCGCCGAUGCCUCUCGAAGUCUAAUUUGCAUCCAGAAUCCCCUGGCCAAGUGUUGUUACUUAGAGGGUCAUUUAACUGUUCUCCUGCGUCUCGACCAAUGCCAGUUGGCGAUGGGUGUGAAACCACCCUCACCGUGUCCUAAAAAACGUCGGGGCUCGGUAAAAAGUAGUCCACACGCUCCCCUUCAGGAUUCGCAAUUUCUACCUGAUGAAUGCACACCGAGUUAUCCUAUGGGAGUUGCGUCGGAGGAUUUGGUGUGUAGGCUCGGAUGCUACAAUAGCUGUUUCGGUGGUCAGCCAAAGGGUGGUAUUGAACUCAUUGUUAGACUGGAAGAAUUACCUGAAGACCCAAGCCUUCCACCGAUUGUUCACGGCCUUGACAGUGUGGAAAUUCACUGCUCCUCCACUCCAGCUAGGGAUAUUCGUAAUUACGCCGAGAGUAUUGCCGAAGCGAACAGGAAAGUCUCUGCAAACGCUCCCAAGCAAAGCGUCACCAAAUCAUCGUCCUCAUCAUCGUCUUUCAAUGUCAGCCGUCGAGGACUCGCAGCAUCUUCGGUAGUCACCUCUAGUAACAUUUUGAGCAGCGGCACCAGUCGAUCGAAAAGACGUCUUGCUCUAGCUGGAGGUAACUUAGGUGGUGGAGAGUGUGCCCCAAGGAGAAGAGGUCGGGAUGAUGACGAUGAUGGCCUUAGUAUUCUGUCCCAGUCGUCGUCGGCUUCAUCUCAAAAUCUAACGACAACCCCUACUCCAUUUCCCAGCACUGGUACUACUACUUCGGCCUCCAUUGAAGUACCAGAUAGCAGAGGAGUGAAGAAGGUGUAUUACCUGGUUGUUACCGAUUCUAGGGAGAGAGCGGAGCAGUACAGGUUCUUUGACAAUUCUGCAAAGGCGUUUGUCGGGUCCCGAAUGAGCACGAGCCUUUUUGCUGCCUAUGGCAGGGAGUGCUUACGAAUUCAAAAUAGGAUGUAG